Messenger RNA from Cuscuta epithymum, 1680 nucleotides. The record is from the annotation of a GenBank genome assembly. Lineage: Eukaryota; Viridiplantae; Streptophyta; Magnoliopsida; Solanales; Convolvulaceae.
UGCGGAUGAUCAAAUGGCAUUCAUAGAUAAGUGGAUGAGCAGCCAUUCCCAAGACGCGAAGAACAUUCUCAAUAAACCCUUGGUCAUGGCUGAGUUCGGCAAGUCCAGCCGGAACGGAGGAUUCAACAUCGCCGUCCGGGAUUCCUUCUUGACAAAAGUUUACGGAGAAACUUACAGCCUCGCCAGAGACGGUGGCGCAAUGGCCGGCUGCAUGGUGUGGCAGCUCAUGGCCCAAGGAAUGGGCGGAUGGGAUGACGGCUACUCCAUCGUCCUGCCGGAAAACCCUUCCACCGCCGCCGUCAUUUCCGGCCAGUCACAUGCCAUGGCGGAGCUAGCCCAUUCCAUAGCCUACCCAGAGUCGCCGGAAAAAGCCGAUAGCUGGAUUACGAGAAACAAGGACCGUUUCGAGCUUGACGGGUCGCCGUUCUUAUUUAACGGCUUCAAUUCCUAUUGGUUGAUGCAUGUGGCAAGUGACAUUGACCAACGGUCAAAAGUGACGGAAGUUCUUGAGGCCGCUUCGGCUGUUGGGCUUACCGUUUGCCGAAGUUGGGCUUUUAGUGACGGAAGCCAAUACAACGCCUUGCAAACUUCUCCGGGCGUUUAUGACGAGCAUGUCUUCCGAGGACUUGAUUUUGCGAUUUCGGAAGCAAGGAAAUAUGGGGUCCGUUUGAUUUUGAGCUUUGUGAAUAAUUGGUACGACUUUGGAGGGAAAGCACAAUAUGCAAACUGGGCAAGAGAUUCAGGUGUACAAGUUGAUAGUGAAGACUCCUUUUACACACAUCCAGUUCUUAUCGGCUACUUCAAGAACCAUAUCAAGAAAAUUGUAACAAGAAUCAAUACGAUCACUGGAGUAGCUUAUAAGGAUGAUCCAACCAUCAUGGCAUGGGAACUCAUGAACGAACCUCGUUGCCAAGAAGAUUACUCUGGGAAAACCGUAAAUGGUUGGGUUCAAGAGGUAGCAAGUUAUGUGAAAUCACUGGACAAGAAUCAUUUGUUGGAGAUAGGAAUGGAGGGCUUUUAUGGAGACUCAGUGCCUGAAAGAGAGAAGUUUAACCCUGGUUAUCAAGUUGGGACUGAUUUUAUAAGCAACCAUCUUGUUGAUGAAAUUGACUUCGCCACCAUCCAUGCAUACACAGAUCAAUGGGAGUCUGGAGAAACUGAUGACGAGCAAAUGGAGUUCUUGGAUAAGUGGAUGAAGAGCCACUGGGAAGAUGCGAAGACGGUACUGAAGAAGCCGUUGGUGUUCGCUGAAUUCGGCAAGUCAAGCCGAGAUGGAGGGUUCAGCAUCGAGGGGCGCAACUCUUUCCUCAGCAAGGUUUACGAAAACACGUGUGAGCUCGCCAAGGACGGAGGGACCAUGGCGGGGAGCAUGGUGUGGCAGCUUAUGGCACAUGACAUGGAUGCAUGGGAUGAUGGGUAUUCCAUUGUCUUACCCCAAAACCCAUCCACUGCCAGUGUCAUUUCCAAGCAGUCGAAGGCUAUGAAGGAUUUAGCUGGUGAAGUGGGUGACUGCCAAUAUGAUUCAAUCUAGCAGUCUCAUAGAAAAAUUUGGCUGGGUUUAAUUCUUUGAGGACAUUAGUCCAAUAUUCCAAUUGUAUUGCCUAUAAUAACUCUAUACUCAAACUUAAAUAAGCAAUAAAACAAUGUAUCAUCAAUAUAUGCACUUUGGUUCUUUUCUAU